GGUUGCGAGGGUAGUCGCUGACGUCACCGCGGAGCUGCAGGAGAUGCUGAAGUGACAGCGAGAAGGAGAAAAGCGACGAUUUUUUUUAAAAACCAGCAUUAACAACAAUAAGCAAUUUAUUGGAACUUAAGCGCUCUUAAUUGUAAUUAAAAUUGAAGUGAUGGGGUUUUCACAGUGUCAGCGGUUGUAAGAAAAAGAUCGGCAGUGUUUACCACACCCGAUUCCCUCAUUCAGAGGGGUGAGACGGAGCAGCGAAGAGUGAGUGGUUGGCUGACCGGCGCCCCCUAGAGCCCAAUGCUGGGAUCUGAUCUGGACAGCGCCUAAGGCACAAGGUGACAGGAUGAGUGGGGGAGGGGAGCAGGUUGACAUCCUCACCGGCGGCAUCCUGGUCAAGGAGCGAUGGAAAGUGCUCAAGAAGAUUGGUGGUGGUGGGUUUGGAGAGAUCUACGAGGCUGUGGACCUGCUGACCCGCGAGAGCUUGGCUCUGAAAGUGGAGUCGGCACAGCAGCCUAAACAAGUCCUCAAGAUGGAGGUGGCCGUGCUGAAGAAGCUACAAGGUAAAGACCACGUGUGCCGGUUUAUUGGGUGCGGACGGAAUGACAGGUUUAACUACGUGGUCAUGGAGCUGCAGGGGAGAAACUUGGCAGACCUGCGGCGCAGCAUGUCCCGGGGCACCUUCACCAUCAGCACCACCCUGCGGCUCGGCCGACAGAUCCUGGAGUCCAUCGAGAGCAUCCACUCUGUGGGCUUCCUGCACAGAGACAUCAAACCGUCCAACUUCGCAAUGGGCCGUUUCCCCAGUACCUGCAGGAAGUGCUAUAUGCUGGACUUCGGUCUAGCUCGGCAGUUCACCAAUUCCAGCAUGGAAGUCAGACAGCCUCGACCUGUGGCUGGAUUCAGAGGCACGGUACGGUACGCAUCCGUCAACGCGCACAAAAACAAGGAGAUGGGUCGGCACGAUGAUCUCUGGUCGCUGUUCUACAUGCUGGUGGAAUUCAUGGUUGGACAGCUGCCUUGGCGGAAAAUAAAGGAUAAGGAACAAGUGGGGAAGCUGAAGGACACCUACGACCAUCGGCUCAUGCUGAAGCACCUUCCUCCUGAGUUCACCGUCUUCCUCGAUCACGUCCUCAGCUUGGACUACUUCACAAAGCCCGACUACACGCUGCUGAUGUCGGUGUUUGAAAACAGCAUGAAGACCUUCGGUGUGGUAGAGAAUGACCCUUACGACUGGGAGAGAACCGGGACUGACGGCACACUGACCAUCAGUGCCACCUCCAACACCCCCCAGCUGCACACCAGGCAGACCCCCGCAGCACUGGGGAUGGCAAAUGCCUCCCUGAUGCCUGGAGACCUGUUAAGGGAGAACACUGAUGAGGUGCUGCAGGACGAGCAGCUCAGUGACGGGGAGAACUGUCCAGAGAGACUGCCGGGCUCGCCAGGACACCAGCUCCGGAACCAGGAGCCAGAUGUGUGGGAAGAGCUGGACCGCAACCGCAACCGCAUCAGAGCCCCCGUCUGGAAGGCUGCCACAGAGGAGGAGCACAGUCAGAACCAGGGGAACAACAGCCCACACACGGGCCCCAGCAUGGGCUCUCCUGUCCGGGUGCGCUCGGACGCUGUGCAGUCAGACCGGGAAGCCCCCCUGCUGAGGAAGCUACGCUCCAUCCACAGCUUCGAGCUGGAGAGGAGGCUCACCCUGGAGCCCAAGCCCAGCACAGAGCGCUUCCUGGAGGCAUGCAGUUCUGGGAAGCCACAAGAAGCCCUGGAUAAGGAGGUAGUGGCAACACCUCUUCCCCAGCAGGGUGGAGCCACAGGCACAGGCCGCUCGGACAGGGUGUGGCAUUAUGACGAGGAGCUCCUGCCUGAAGGCACCAAGCUGGGCUCCCCUGUGUCCCAGGAGCAGGGUGAAGGAGCAGCCAGCAGUGGCUUUGUGGCCCUCAACCUGAGCUCUGGCCGGCAAGACGUGGACUCCCGAGAGUGGGUACUAGUGGACCGGGAGCAUGACCUUCAGGACUUCCGGGCCUCUGUACAGGGAGCCAAAGUAACCAGCAGCCCCUCAGACGAGGAGCCAGAGGUGCUGCAGCUGGCAGAGGGGUCCCCAUCCACAGAGCAGCCUGGAAAUGCCCCCAGAUCGGUGCAAGAGAGUGCAGAGGGGAAGGGCCACGCGGUGCCUUUACUUGGGCUCAGGACUGACCGGCUGGAGCUGAGCGUGGGAGGCCAGCUUCCACCCAUCACCCCCACUAGCCCUGCAGAGGCCCUGGCAGAGGGAGCCCUGACGCAGCUCCCCGCCUCUCAUCCUCCUCUUCCUGAGUACAGCCGGAUCUCAAGCCCCCUCCUCCGCUCCCCGAGUCCUCUAGCCAUCCUCUCCACUCUCUCGGACCCUCUGCACAAGAAAGCACCCAGCCUCCGCAAGAGCCACUCCGCCGACAUCCAGGCCUCCCGCACUGCCGUCCUCACCCGGUCCCCAGGCCACAGGAAGCUGCCCACCGUGCCGGGUGCCGCCAAGCUCCCCUCUGUCAUUCGCAUCUCUAGAGCUCAGCUACAGCAGCUCACUGCUCCCCGACAGUCCAUGCAGUCUGCUAGUGAGAGUGCGCCACAGUGCCUCCUGCUGGAGAGGAGGGAUGGAGACUGCCAGCUGAUGGAUAGUACAGCCGAGCUUGACUCUCCGCAGGAAAGGCCUGGGGAGAUGGCACUCCGAGGGACAGAGUCGGAAGGACAGAGUGCGGUGAAGGAUGAGGGAGCAGAGGAAUCAAGGCCAGAGGAAGCAGGAGAGGAGGGGGAGACGCUGCCCGCCCCCCUCCCUCUCGAGACGUCUGAAGACCAGCAAGUUCCCACAACUGAUUCACUGGGAGACCAGGAACUGAAGCCAAAGACUUCCAGCCCUGUGCCAAACCUCAUCUCAGCCAGCGCCUUCGCCAGUGGAAAUGUCUCAACACCUGCAAACAGCUCGCAAAGCCCAGUGCCCCAAAUCGGGGAGUACAGCACCUACCAGGAGCUGAUGGACCCUGAGAGUGACUCUGGGUACCCCGACAGAUCCACAGAACCACAUUUUCUCCGUAUUGCUCGGCCCGAUGGGAGCCUAGGGAAUUUGAAGAGGGUCCAGUCCCCAGCAGAAGACAUUCUCUGGAAGGAAAAUGGGGCUCAGGGUGCAGAGACAGCCCCAGACAUAUCCGCCACAAAUGAGGCAGCGACGGAGGGCAGAAGGGAUCCGGUUAGAAGGCUAAGCCGUAUCCCUGUUCUGGCGCCGGAGGUGGACCCUGUUCUGGAUUUGCUGACGGCCAUCUCUGCGAAAGAGAAGCUGUUGCAGAAGAAGGGUUAUCAGACAGAGUCCUGGCGGCCUCCACCAGACAAGAGGCAGGCAGCAGCCCUGAUGGGGGAGCAGUCAUCAGCCUCAGAGCGCUCCCAGGAUGAUCGGGCUCCGCUCUCUGACGAGGAGUCCUGCCUGGGCUCCCAGUCCGAGCUGCAGUCAAGCAGGCAGGGAGAGGAGCCUGGCUCUGUGUCUCCCUCCACCAGCCCUGUCUCCCGCAAGAGCAAGAUACCCCGGCCAGUGUCCAUCCCCAGCACUGAGCAGCUCGUCCCCAGCUCUGCACCUUUCCUGCCGCGCCCACCCCCUGGGAAACCCCCCAGCCGCUCCUCCAUCGACGGCAGGUUGCGCCGAUACCGGAUCCUGAGCAGCAGCAGCACCGAUUCGGACCUGUUCUCCUGCCUGGCUCAUAUCAUCCAGAACGGCAGCGCUCCCAAGAGCAGGGCCUCCACACAGUCCAAGAGCCCCGGCUCCCAGCGCAACACCAAAAUCCCUCCCAACAGCCCGUCCACCCCGCACCGGAGCACCAGCGCCUCCCCCCGCAGCUCCUCCCUGCAGCGCUCUCUCAGCUCCUCUCCAUCUCGCGGCGGCCGCAGCAGCUGCCUGGAGCAACGCAACGGAGGCCUGGGCUGCAACCGCUCCCCCCCCAGCUCCUCGGGCUCCCCCCCGCCCCGCCGAUCCUACCCCCAGGAGACCUGCUGUGGCAGGCAGGCCCGCUCUGCUCCUUCCACACCCCCCGUGCAAGAGUUCUAGUAGGAGAGUAAAGCCUCCAGUAAAGUGAGCAGAUAGUAACUUCUGAAGGCCUGGGUCCUG
Molecule: messenger RNA, 4117 nt
Organism: Polyodon spathula (Mississippi paddlefish)
Lineage: Eukaryota; Metazoa; Chordata; Actinopteri; Acipenseriformes; Polyodontidae
Gene: ttbk2a
Product: tau tubulin kinase 2a
Exons: 16
Coding region: 341-4057 (1238 amino acids)
Biological process (GO): signal transduction; cilium assembly; peptidyl-serine phosphorylation
Cellular component (GO): nucleus; cytoplasm; ciliary transition zone
Molecular function (GO): ATP binding; protein serine/threonine kinase activity
Source: RefSeq, a predicted model, not a curated record